AUGGAGAAAUAUACGCUGAGUUACCGAGUGGGCAACAUUUCCAUGGAAGCUAGGCCCAAGUUCGCGGAGAAUCUGGAGGCAAGGCCUCGAUUCAUGAGAAACGGGGUAUUCUGCAACACCCUUAUCUUGGCGAAGCCCCUUCUGAAGGAGGACGCCGUUUAUUGCAUCAAUAUGGACGAAUUCUGGCAUCAUAGCUUGCCCUAUGUUCACAAAAUUCUCGUCAUGUACUUGACCAACUUGAUCACUGGAAGUCAAGCAUUGAUAUACGCAAAAAGCGCUUGUCCUAAAAGCAAACUCCACCGAGGUUCUGACCAAUUCUGAUGAACUUGCUGACAUCAUUCUGGAGAUCUUAAUGCAAGUGCCCAUACCCUUGAGGCGAAACAUAGUGGCCAUAGUGUCUGACAGGUUCCGGAUGAACAUUCGUGCCCUGAGUAUAGUGGAGGUCCUAUGUCCUUACGUGCCACCUCCACACGUAUUCGAUGUGACACAUUUGUUAAAUUAUUUCAUAAAGGAAUCGGAUAUCUGCUGUGAAAACAAUGUUCUUUUGCUGGUGGACACUGUAUUCAAAAGAGAGGAAUACCGAAAUCAGCUUAACGAAAUACAGGAAGGAUGCGGAUCCAUUAAGGAGACUCUGAAGAACAUUUUCCAAGUCAUCGAUAAGGAUGAGUUCGUUUUGACAAAACUUAACAGCGACCGGAUGGAGCAAAAGGGGAAGUCAUUUGUGAGUCAUAUGCCGGUCAUGCCCCUAAAGAUGUGUGCCGAGGGUGGUGGAUUGCUGAGCUUUAUGGUCUAUGACGCAGCA
This is a messenger RNA of Drosophila willistoni, 802 nucleotides long. RefSeq lists its product as uncharacterized. NCBI's taxonomy places the organism in Eukaryota, Metazoa, Arthropoda, Insecta, Diptera, Drosophilidae. Bases 1 to 321 code for a protein of 106 amino acids. The record is from RefSeq and is a predicted model, not a curated record. The transcript has 4 exons.